AUGCAAACUUCGGGUGUCUGUCGGAUCAGAGGCGAACUUAGCGCUAAACAUGGCGCAUGGUCAUUGAAUGUCGAAAUCACCGACGAAUCUGUGGAGUCCCAACACUGCGUCGUUGCUAAUCUACUACUUGAGAAUUUGCUUGGCUUUACAGUCAAGCAGUGUGAGAAACUCAGCAGAGAAAAGAAUAUUCGUGAGCUUUCGCAGUGCAAAGAGCGCGCUAUGGAGGUAAUGAAAAGCUUCCAAAGACUAGACCUAGUUUUUUCACUGGAGGUUCAUCCCGAGAAAGCAAAGCUACCCGCAAUCGUUAAGGUUUGCAGCUUAUACGAAGCAUUUCUUACUAUUUGAUUUUUGAAUGUCUGUCGAGUGCGAGCUUCUGUAAAUUAACCUCUGUACCAUAUGUUGAGUUAUUUUUUGAGUUUUCUAU
Messenger RNA from Cylicocyclus nassatus, 424 nucleotides. The record is from the annotation of a GenBank genome assembly. NCBI's taxonomy places the organism in Eukaryota, Metazoa, Nematoda, Chromadorea, Rhabditida, Strongylidae.